AAACAACUUCACGUUUCGUUCAUCAUUAGUAAAUAGGAAGGAUUGGCGGCGUGUCAUCGAAAACUGUUUUUUCCGCUGCUAAUAAUAAAAAGUCCCAAUUAGUUCGAUUACUGGUCUGGUUCGAACGCUGGUUGGUUCAUCCUAUCACGCCGGCUGCUUUUGAGUUGCAGUCCAUUGUGGAUGGAGUGAGUGCACACAUGAGAACCAAAACCUAAAUUGAGUUUGGUUCAGCUGUCUGCUCACACAAAACUGUAAAUCAAAUUUUCCAACAUCUGUUGAUUCGAGUGUGAAACAAUGGUCAUAACUGACAAAACCUAUAUUCCUUCUGACGAGGAAUUGACAGUUCAGGAACUCAAUAUUUCUUACCCUGUCCUGCAGGCAGCUUCAUUCUACGUUGGAAAGGCCUGCGAACAUCACAAUAACGAAUUUGUUUUAUGUCGCCGUGAAGAAGGGAAUCCAGUUAAAUGCGUGAACGAGGGAAAAGCUGUUACUGCAUGUGCAUUACAAUUUUUCCAAAAGUUGAAGAAAAAUUGUCGCGCUGAAUUUGAGCAGUACUACAAUUGCUUGGACAAGUCCAGUGGAGAAUCUUUAUUUGCACCAUGUCGCAAAACUCAGGCGGUUUUGGAUAAGUGUGUCCUGGACAAAUUGAACGUGGAACGCCCAUCAUACGGCUACUUCUGUGAAGUCAAAGUACACGAUUCAAAAAGACCCAAACCAGUUGAAGAUCUUCCUGAGUACGAAGACAGAGUUCCUAAACUACCUAAAGAUGCACCAACACCACCUGCGAGGUUCAACGCCAGAUGGAUAUGGAUGACUUAAACGAGAAAAUACUGCAAAAAAUUGUGCUCUUUAAAGAUUAUUAGUCUUCGUAUGUAACAUUGAUGUACACUUGGAUCUCUUGUAUAACUCUGAAAGGGUCUUCGUUUCUACAGUCCAUCAUGCCGGAGUAACGAUGGGCAGUUUAUUCAAGUGAUUCAGAUAUAAAUAAAAUUAUUGAUUUAAUUAUCAA
Messenger RNA from Diachasma alloeum, 1009 nucleotides. It is a transcript of the gene ND-19, whose product is annotated as NADH dehydrogenase [ubiquinone] 1 alpha subcomplex subunit 8. NCBI's taxonomy places the organism in Eukaryota, Metazoa, Arthropoda, Insecta, Hymenoptera, Braconidae. The transcript is spliced from 4 exons. Gene Ontology annotation, biological process: mitochondrial electron transport, NADH to ubiquinone. The record is from RefSeq and is a predicted model, not a curated record. The coding region runs from base 295 to 819 and encodes 174 amino acids.